Knipowitschia caucasica is the source of this 990-nucleotide messenger RNA. The record is from the annotation of a GenBank genome assembly. NCBI's taxonomy places the organism in Eukaryota, Metazoa, Chordata, Actinopteri, Gobiiformes, Gobiidae.
AUGACAACAACUUGCUGGGGAAAUGAGCGGGAAAAGUUCAAUAAACAUUCCAGGCGAGCGAUGGCCCCCCGCGGAGACGCCAGAGCAGUGGAUUUACCUCUGAGCCUGAUCCUUCACUUAUCUCUGCAGGAGCUGCUGCCACAGACUGAAUAUCAUCUUCUCUGCUCGUGUAACAGGAGUCUGCUGUGUGUAAACUGCGGCUCGUGUGUCAGAUUCACUGGAACAAUAAAACCUUUCUCCAAAGUGCGUCGCGUGCGCGCGCUGAGCACAGACUCUCUCGACUUCCAGGAAAAGCAAAUGUCUCAGGUGAAAAGAAGACUGACUCUGCAGAGCACAGCAGAGAUUCAGGCCUGUCUGGUGAGUUCAGGGGACGUCGGCUGUGGGACUUUUCAGUGUUUCAACAACAACUCGUGUGAGAUUCAGGGACUGCAUCACAUUUGUCUGACGCUGCUGCACAACGCGGGACGCUACGACCCUCAGGGGAAGUCGUACGUGAAGGACGCCCUCCGCUGCAUGGCGCUGGGACUGCGGCAGCGUGUCAGUUGCGUGAGUCGGCGCUGCACGGCGGUGAAGGACAUGAUCUUCUCUCUUCAGCGCGAGUGUUUCUCCAAACACCAGCUCUGCCUCGCGCUGCAGCAGCAUCUGGACUCCAUGGGCAGCCUGGUCCACUUCCACCUGCUCUUCCCCCCAGGGCCAUACGUGGAGCUGAUGAACUUCCUGCUGUCCUGCGGAGAGGAGGCGCGCUUGUGGGUCGGCCGCCGCCUCCGGACGCAGUGCACGCAACACUGGGGGCAGCUGUGCGACAGUUUCAGCAGCUCCUGUUUCCAAUCGGGCACCAACAACACCUCCACAUCGGCCCCCACCGUCAGCAGAGCCCUGUCCCAAACCCGGGCUCCGCCACACCCCCGGAACACUGCCUCAGCCACGGACAACCAAACAGAGGCCACAACAGAGGCCACGUCUGUGCAAAUGAACGCUACUCUCUCUUAG